Molecule: messenger RNA, 1380 nt
Organism: Penicillium coprophilum
Lineage: Eukaryota; Fungi; Ascomycota; Eurotiomycetes; Eurotiales; Aspergillaceae
Exons: 1
Coding region: 1-1380 (459 amino acids)
Biological process (GO): aflatoxin biosynthetic process; regulation of DNA-templated transcription
Cellular component (GO): nucleus
Molecular function (GO): DNA binding
Source: RefSeq, a predicted model, not a curated record
AUGUGCAACCUUACCGUUGACGAUGAAGAUAUCUGCAUGGACAGAUCACCGUGCACAUGUGCAAUUCGUCAGUGUCGCUCGGAGCACUCUACUAAACAUUCGAGUCACACCCACCUAAAUAACCAAAUUGAUGGCCUAUUCUGGCAUCUAGGUCAAGUUACGCCGCCCACGGAUAAGGCUCGCAAUUUUAAUCGCACCUAUUUGGAACAGCCAGGUGCUUUUGAUACACACUUCGGCAACGAUUCGGGGCCUUUUCCGGCGCUACUUCCCAGCAGUGACGAUGAUCGGCUUUCAACGAUACCCCAAUGUACGGGACCUACCGAUCCGCUAAACCUACCCGCGAGGUUCCCUGCAAACAACAGCCUAUUCGGAGAGCCACCAUUCGAGGCUCCUGAUGUGCACUUGAACGUUGAUCUUAGUUAUUCUACUGCACAUCUGCAUUCUCUCCUUGCAAGCCCGCCCCUCGAGUCUAGUGCAGAAUCUGGUCCCAAUAGCAGCUCUGAUUUUUCCAUGGACUAUGCCCUUGGUUCUGAUAAUUCCGAUGACCCGACGUUGGAUUACUCGACGCUUCCGAAUCGUCUGCCCGCCCACAACCAUGUCCCCUCUUCGUCUCUCUCUACUCUGCCUUUUGGCUCCGAGAGCUCACUAACUAACCCUGUUACAACGCCACCACCCCCUACAAGGAUGAUAUCUUCUUGUCUCGCUGAAGGCCGCCCUCCUUGCAUUAUUACUGCGACCCGAAAUCUCAGCUUACUCCACAUCCGCCAGAACAGUUGCCUUUCUCUUCAAAAUCGUCGCAGCAGCUACAGAAGCCAGGCUGCCAGUGGUCCUGAACUAGCACGCAUGUCAGGGUCUGUCCUCAAAGACAACAAAGAUAUUGGCAUGUCAGUUUGCCGCAUGCUACAAUGCGGAUGCGCCCUUCGUCCUCAGAAUCAGGUUCUGUUAGCACUGCUCUGCUCUCGACUCGCGGUGUGGUAUCGAGCGACGAUCAGCGCGUGCUUUUCCCGACGCCCUGGUAGCUCCCCUGGCGGCGAAGACCACAUUGACGAGCGCAGAUCCUCGCCAGAGAAAGUGAUAUAUCAGGCUGUCACUAUUGGAGAUCACACUGUGGACGAUUUCCCUUUGGAUUGGGAUAUCCAGGCUCGAGUGAUACUCAAGGAGCUCGGACACCUGCAGCGUCUGGUCAAUAACCUUUCAGCUCGUAUCAAGCAGACUGGUACGUCACACUCAAUUGGGCCAGAUGCCAAUGCCAAUGCCCCCUCUUUUGGAUUGCCCGCAGUCGCACAUGACCGACUAGUGGCCCACCUGUCGAGGGAGGUCGAAGCGGCUCAGAAUGAUUUAACUACGGCUUGGCGUGAACACCAGAAAUUUCAAAUAUAA